GUGGUCGUUGCUCCCUGACUGGCCGCGGCGGCCUCCAGGAAGCGGAAAAGCAAGGGGCGGUCGAGCUGGGCCGCCGCGCCCCACUGCUCGCCGCGCUGCUCUUUGACCUCGCAGGGUGUGAAGAAGAUGCGCAGCUCCACGCUGCAGGACCCGCGCCGCCGGGACCCCCAGGACGACGUGUACGUGGACAUCACCGAUCGCCUUCGUUUUGCCAUUCUCUACAGCAGACCAAAGAGUGCAUCAAAUGUACAUUAUUUCAGCAUAGAUAAUGAACUCGAAUAUGAGAACUUCUCCGAAGACUUUGGACCACUCAAUCUGGCAAUGGUUUACAGAUAUUGUUGCAAGAUAAAUAAGAAAUUAAAGUCCAUUACAAUGUUAAGGAAGAAAAUUGUUCAUUUUACUGGCUCUGAUCAGAGAAAACAAGCAAAUGCUGCCUUCCUUGUUGGAUGCUACAUGGUUAUAUACUUGGGGAGAACCCCAGAAGCAGCAUAUAGAAUAUUAAUCUUUGGAGAUACACCCUAUAUUCCUUUCAGAGAUGCUGCCUAUGGAAGCUGCAAUUUCUACAUUACACUUCUUGACUGUUUUCAUGCAGUAAAGAAGGCAAUGCAGUAUGGCUUCCUUAAUUUCAACUCAUUUAACCUUGAUGAAUAUGAACACUAUGAAAAAGCAGAAAACGGAGAUUUAAAUUGGAUAAUACCAGACCGAUUUAUUGCCUUCUGUGGACCUCAUUCAAGAGCCAGACUUGAAAGUGGUUACCACCAACAUUCUCCCGAGACUUAUAUUCAAUAUUUUAAGAAUCACAAUGUUACUACCAUUAUUCGUCUGAAUAAAAGGAUGUAUGAUGCCAAACGCUUUACGGAUGCUGGCUUCGAUCACCAUGAUCUUUUCUUUGCGGAUGGCAGCACCCCUACUGAUGCCAUUGUCAAAAGAUUUCUGGAUAUCUGUGAAAAUGCUGAGGGUGCCAUUGCAGUACAUUGUAAAGCUGGCCUUGGUCGCACAGGCACUCUGAUAGCCUGCUACAUCAUGAAGCAUUACAGGAUGACAGCAGCCGAGACCAUUGCGUGGGUAAGGAUCUGCAGACCUGGCUUGGUGAUCGGGCCUCAGCAGCAGUUUUUGGUGAUGAAGCAAACAAGCCUCUGGCUGGAAGGGGACUAUUUUCGUCAGAGGUUAAAGGGGCAGGAGAAUGGACAACACAGAGCAGCCUUCUCCAAACUUCUCUCUGGUGUUGAUGACAUUUCCAUAAAUGGGGUCGAGAAUCAAGACCAGCAAGAACCCAAACCUUACAGUGAUGACGACGAAAUCAAUGGAGUGACACAAGGUGAUAGAAGUCGGGCCCUGAAAAGGCGAAGACAAUCAAAAACAAACGAUAUUCUUCUCCCAUCUCCCCUGGCUGUGCUGACCUUUACACUGUGUAGUGUUGUCAUCUGGUGGAUUGUUUGUGACUACAUUCUUCCCAUCCUGCUAUUCUGACUCAAAGAUUUCAGAACAUAGUAGCCAUCAGGACCCCCUGACAGAUAGCUGCUUCUCUCCAUUUCAAGGACUAAAAUGGUUUUGCAUUAAGUAAAAACCUGUGACCAGAACUGAAGGAAGACUCUAGGAACUGAAAACUGCAACAGAAAUUAGCACAAUUUGAAAACAAAACAAAAUUGCAAAAGACUUAGUUGCUUUCCACCUAAGAAGCUAAUCAAUGGGGAAAAUGUCCACGGGGUUUCAGUAAUGAACUUUUGAGUUUGGGUGCAAGCAAAUGUACCAAGACCAGCUCAGUCAGGGAGACCCUACCCCAGUGGUGCUAGAGGAAUUAAAGACACACACACAGAAAUACAGAGGUGUAAAGUGGGAAAUCAGGGGUCUCACAGCCUUCAGAGCUGAGAGCCCCGAACAGAGAUUUACCCACAUAUUGAUUAACAGCAAACAAGUCAUUAGCAUUGUUUCUAUAGAUAUUAAAUUAACUAAAAGUAUCCCUUAUGGGAAACGAAGGGAUGGGCCUAAUUAAAGGCAUAGGUUGGGCUAGUUAACUGCGGCAGGAGCACGUCCUUAAGGCACAGAUGGCUCAUGCUAUUGUUUGUGGCUUAAGAAUGCCUUUAAGCAGUUUUCCACUCUGGGCUGGGUGGGCCAGGUGUUCCUUGCCCUCAUUCCGGUAAACCCACACCCUUCCAGCGUGGGCAUUAGGGCCAUUAUGAACAUGUUACAGUGCUGCAGAGAUUUUAUUUAUGGCCAGUUUUGGGGCCAGUUUAUGGCUGGAUUUUGGGGGGCUUGCUCCCAAAAAGAAUGACUCAAAGAAAGGCCCAGCUCUCAAGCUGAAUGACAAAAAUGCUGUUGUAAAUUUAGUCUCAGGUGUAAAUACCCAAGCCCUCUGGUACUCAGGGAGCUGGCUGGUCUGUGGUGCAUGUGUGUCCUUGUGAUGGCAAGCAUUGUAGUUGAUGGCCUUCAGAAGAAUUGAGGAUCUGAUGGAGGUUUUUUAAUGUAUUUAUUUUCUGUUCAGCUUGUGACCCUGUGUCAAAAUUUGUAAAGAUACAAAAGGCAUUACUGAAAUGGUACUUUCUGUAAUUUGAUACUAUUUGGCUUUACCAUCUUCACUUGACUGUUUGUAAUACUGUAGUAAUAUUAACUCUGAUAAGUACCCAAGCUGCUUGUCUUCUACCAAAGAGUGCUUUAUUAACAAGAAUCUGUGAAAACCACAUUUUAAACACUGUUGCAUGUUGUAAUACCAGGUGAUACCUUGGUAACCUAAAACUUGCAAGAGAAUAUUAGUGGUAGCUUUAGAAGACUCAGGAGGAGAAACUGACUUCAGAGCUGGAAGAUGUUGCAAGUCAUUCCUUUUUCUGUCCUUUAGGGACUGAAGAACUGGGAGGUUGCCCAUUGUUUGGUUGCCAGUCAUACAAAUUAAAAUCAUAUUUCCUUCCAUGCA
Homo sapiens (human) is the source of this 2908-nucleotide messenger RNA. RefSeq names its product cell division cycle 14C (gene CDC14C). The transcript has a single exon. The record is from RefSeq and is marked validated. Gene Ontology annotation, cellular component: endoplasmic reticulum membrane. Lineage: Eukaryota; Metazoa; Chordata; Mammalia; Primates; Hominidae. Gene Ontology annotation, molecular function: protein tyrosine phosphatase activity; protein serine/threonine phosphatase activity. The coding region runs from base 127 to 1470 and encodes 447 amino acids.